Durusdinium trenchii is the source of this 2784-nucleotide messenger RNA. Lineage: Eukaryota; Dinophyceae; Suessiales; Symbiodiniaceae. The record is from the annotation of a GenBank genome assembly.
AUGGGGAGUGCUCUCGAUGUGGCCGGGUCACUCAUCAACAUGGGCGUGCCACCACCUGUAGCGCGCGAGGCCAGCUCCAGAUUUGGUUCUGACAUUCAUUCAGCCUUGGAUUGGGCUUGUUCUUCGGACAGACGGCACAGCCGCCCACUCUUUGCUUCUCCUCCAGAUGUCAUUGAUUUGGAUUUGGAAGAAGUUCAGCUAGGUGAGGUGGACUAUUGGUUUCGUGCGCUUGCCAACUCCAAUGGUGCGGCUGCCUUGGACGAGAUGGUGUGGAGAAGAAUGCCGUUGUAUAGCCAGUACAUCGACGGACACACUUUGGAGGAAGUCCGUCAGGACUGCGUUGGCAGCAUCAGGAAACAAAGGGGUCUGGACUUGACCAUUCAGCAAGCUGCAAAGCUCCCAUCUGUCCUUGGCUACACCUCUAUGUUGCCCUUGGCCGUUGCGUGUGAGUAUCUGCAUACAGGCUGUGGAUUUCCGGCAAUCUUUGCCUUUGAUUUGUUCCAAGCAUGCCUCGCUUCGUGUCAGAACAAGCACUUAGAGGUUUCCCUGUAUGCAAACCGGUCCAAGUCGUUCACAUCCAAGGCACGGUGGUGGGCGUGCCCAACAGGAGACCCCAACGCAGGCAAGUCUCCCACAUGCAGCCUCAUCAUGACUGCGUUUCGCAACCUGGCCCAGUCCGUGCCACAAAUGUUGUUCUCAGAAGAACAUUGGAUUGGCGUAGGCAAUAACAACCGGAUUCAAAAUCGGUGGCGGCUGUUGGAUGGAUGUCUCCUCUUGUAUGGGCCUGAAUCCAAACCCAUUUUAGAUCCCCAUUUUCCCACAAAAAAGACAGUGGAUACCGGCAAGUUUUUGGAUUUGACCCGGUGGCUCGAAUGUGCCAAUGGCGGACGUUUUGAGUGGGGUACUGGCCAGGAUGAAAAAGACAGGGCGAGCAGGAAAAGCCGCCAAGAAGGGACAGAGUGCCUACCCACCACGUUUGAGCCGACUAACAUUAACAUGUGCUUGUUUCAGCAGUUCACCCUCUUUGAAGAGUGGUGGUGCCAGGUGGAAGCAUCGCACAAGUGCGGCUUCAGCGCUCGAAUUUUGAUGUCGCCCACUGCCCGAGCCAUCGUCGAUGGGGACACUGGGCUGCAAGACCCCGAGCCCGUGUGCAAGUUGAUGCAAAAGAUUUGGCGGCAUGUUCUUUCAGCGUAUGGCCCCCAAAGCGCAUUAAAAACCCGCCAGAUGACGACCACUUUGGAAGCCCAGGAGAUUGUGCGGGCACUGUACUAUGAUUUGGCAGAAGAAGAAGAUCAAGGGGGAUGGGGGUCUGCUGCAAAAUCCAGCCUGGGCAAAAUGGAGUAUCGUGUGCCCAGUGCCGCCUGUUUGACUUUCUUGGCGACCUCAGCCUUGCAAGCGCAUCCGACCGAUGGAGUUUUAGAUGACAAUGCCAUGAAAUGUGCCCUCCGCCACUUUGACCUUCGGGUCGUGCACACAUGCUCCAUCAUUGAUGCCUGUAUCCGAGCGUGCGCGCGCAAGGCUUCGUCUUCCAAGGCUGCCGCUUCCAGCGCCAUCAGGCCGACGACGGCUAGAGUUCUUGAGUCCUGCGUCAAAGACCCCAUUUUGUUCAGCCACAUGAGCCAGCGUUUCGUGAGUUUGCGAGGAGCUGACAAAUUCGACGCUCGCCUUGCUCUUUUGCGUGAGCUAGAGCGGCUUGGACUUGGCCAAGUUAAGGAGACAAGGCGCAGAGUCAAUGAAGACAAUCGGGCUGUCGCUUUUUACAGAUUCCCCUUGUCUCCUACUGUGCAGGAGUCCCUGUGUCGCCUUGGUGUUGCCGAGUCUUUUUGGCAUCCAUCUUUGCCUAUUGCAUCUUCGCCUGCCACACCCACAACCACCGCAGCCAUCACCCCAGCCAUGCAAGGAGCAGGCAAACGGGGCCGACGUCAAGAGGAAGAGCAGCAGCAGGAUCAAGGUGGUCAGGAGGAGGAGGUUGUCCGAAAGGGAGGCCGGAAGAGUGCAGAAGAAGUGGGGCGCAUUUACACACAGAAGAGCGUCAUCGCCUGUGAGAACCCUUUUCUCGACAAGAAAGCUUUUAUGGAGCAUGAAAGGAGAUGGGCCACAGCCACAGUUCCUGGGCAACAGCUCGCCCUUCGGCGCCAAUAUUGCGCAUACAAAGGUGGCCACAAAAUUUUCCUUUGGUGCAAUUCUUGUACCUCAUGCAAAGAGCGUUCAGGCUGGAGAGGAUAUUCUAUCUACGAUGAUGCCACAAAACAAAUUACUAGGGCCUACACACCACAAGACCAGCGUGGAGACUUCAAGGCUGUCAAAACAUGGAAUCCCUUGACAGCCACUGCCGAACAUGGGCUCAAAGCCUUUGUAGCAGAUAACCACCGGUUCACAUUGCAAGAUCUUGUCAAAGUGGUUGAAAAGCACCAAGCGCGGCCCAGCGAUACCUUCCUGAGUACAUGGGCAAAGAACCACAGGCCCCAUAGAGGAACACCAGAGGACCGGUUGACAUCUCACAAGUGGGUGGAAGCAGAUUGGCGGCAGCUGGAACGGGAGCUUGGCACGGUCCACAACCUGACAGAGGCGUCUGACACCCUGAAGAUUACAGCUUCUGUUCAUACGGAUGAUGCCACCGUGGUUGUCUUUUGCAAUCCCUUGUUGUUGAAAGAAACCUUAGGCGAUUUGUGCAUUCUGCCAGACAUUCUGCUUGCAUGGCUGGUCGCUGAAGCCGCCAUGGUGCCCUCUGCGGCUGAAGCGGUACUUUGGCAAUCAUUUGCGAGCUGCAAAAUUCUUCAGUAA